Molecule: messenger RNA, 1583 nt
Organism: Gilbertella persicaria
Lineage: Eukaryota; Fungi; Mucoromycota; Mucoromycetes; Mucorales; Choanephoraceae
Exons: 3
Coding region: 32-1393 (453 amino acids)
Source: RefSeq, a predicted model, not a curated record
CUCAUCUCUUCUUCUUUUUUUUUUUGCCAUCAUGUCGUUGAACGCGCAACAAAAGAAUGCACUCGGUACAUUUGUGCGUGCUUAUGGACUAGGUUGGACUAUUACAACAGCACCUUCCAUUCUAUCUGUCAUGAUCAAAGCGCUCUUACUUACUAAAUCAAAGGGCGCUAUACAAAAAGCAUUGACAUUAGUAUUAAAGAACAGCAUCGCACAAAAUGGACUGCCUUUGUUACUCGCGACCUCACUUAGUUGUCAUCAAUUAUUCGCGAAAUACAAAAAAUCAAUAGUCUUUUGGUCUUCAUGGGUCAGUAUAUGGCUCACACGUCGUUUAUUUCCUCGCACCAAGACACUCGACUUGACUUUUUUCGUGUUUGUACGAGCAUUGGACGUAUUUGCCCAUCGAAUCUAUGCUUCUUCUCGGGUUCGAAAAACAGUGCCUGAAUGGACACUGGAGUAUGGCAACAUUGCUAUUUUUAUGCUGUCAUCAACAGAAAUCAUCUUUUCGUGGUUUUAUGAGCCAGAACGAUUACCCAAAUCUUAUGCAGGCUGGAUCACACACAUGUCGGGCAUUGAUGAUCGGUUAUUAAAAGCCCUUCGAGCCAUUCGUCAAGGGGAUUGGAUUUAUGGUAAAGACACUGGUUUUGAAAGCCUGUUGGGUGAUUACUGUGUUCAAUUGGGUAUACCCAGGUCUUUAGGUGAUCCAUGUACUGGAAGGAUCGCUUGUACGAUUGUACAUGAAGGCAAGCCUUAUGGUUGUGAAGCAAAUGCUCUUUUACGAUUCUAUAGAGGAUUUAUCAAGAUUUUUCCAGUUUAUUUCUCGGUUCAUUUGUUUCCUCCCUUGUUCUUUCGAACAUCUCAAUUCAUCUCUCAUCCAAUGCAGUCCAUGUUACAUAUCCUGAUGGCGUCUGUGCGUUCCUCUAGUUUUCUAGGUACUUAUAUUGCUAUUAUAUGGUAUAGUAUCUGUUUAGUAAGAACUCGCAUUGGAUACCAAUUGCUCGGUGUAAACCAGACAAGGCUGGAUAAUACACUAGCUCCUUUGAUAGGCAGUAUGCUCUGUGGUCUAUCUCUUUUGAUUGAAAGUAAGCAUCGUCGUAGUGAGAUGACAUUGUAUGUUGUUCCCCGUGCUCUUUAUUCUUUUACAGAGCGUAUCUUGAGUCCACAUCAAAAGGGAAGAUGGUGGGAACAAACAAGUGCUAUCUUUGCUGAGCAUCUCGUCUUUGCUGCCUCUGUAAUGGUUGUUGUGGAUGCUGUCUAUCAAAAUAGACAUAUGGUUCGUCCUUCUGUUCGAGGACUCUUGUCUUGGAUCCUUCAAAUUCAAUCUCAAAGUGGCCAAUCAACGCCCAUACAAGAAGAAGAGGAAGAGGAUCAAGGCUUGACAAUGAAAAAGAAAUAAAUUUUUCCGAGGAUUAGUUGCCAUGCAAUAAUUCAAUCUCCGUCAACGUGUAUUUUGUGCGCGUGAAAAAAAAAGCGGUCUUCUUUUUAUUAUUAUUAUUAUUUUUUCUUUCUUUAUUAUUAUAUAUAUACAAUGGCAUCUACAACAGCACUUUUCUAUCAUCAUCAUACCCAAACAGCAUAUAACCCUC